CGCAGCGCCGGCAGGAGGGCGAUGGUGGUGGAGUGAGACACGGCGGGACCCGGGCUGGCUGCCCGGCCGGCGGGGCGAGGAGAAGCGGCGUGCGCCCGGUGCUUGCCAUGAAGCUGCGGGAGGACGAGGACAGCCGCAGGGCGCUGCCGCCGGCGGGGUUGCUGCAGUAAUGGGCAGCGGCAUCGCUGCCUCUCGCCUGCCGUGUGGUGCCAGCGUCCGCGCCCGCCCGGCGGGGACUCCCCCUGAGGAGCCGGGGGCAGGUGCGGACACCUUGUGCUUCCCCGUACUCCUCAAUGAAGAGGCUUUUUACACCGCACACAGCAGAGAUGCCGCUUUCCUUUGGAUGGAGAAGACCCAUCUGGGUUUCUCCCUGCUCAGCUCGCUGAUAAGCGUUUCUCGGCUCAAAAGGGAGAGAGGCAUUUCCAUUUCAAUAUGAUGCAGCGAGGAAGAUGGGGAAUCCUGGGCAGCCAGGGUUCAGGAAAUGCCCCUUCAUCUUUUAUCCUCCUCUUCACCCUAACACUCCCUUAUCGGCUUCUUGGCUGUUCUUUCACCUUGGAAGGAGAAAUGGGAGCGAGAGUCCUGCAGUCUCCACAUCAUCUACCGUGUGAGGAAUGGUGAUUCUGUGAGAGAACUUCCUUUCAGUUACCUGUCUGCUCCUAUUGCAUGCUGCUCCUGGCCAGUGAUGAGCCAUUCAGCUAGACUGGGAUUUUCCGUGAAGAAGGGAGAGGCAGAAUAUGACUUAUAGACAGCCCACCAAGUUUCUUGCUCGCUGUUUUUACUGUGUCUGUAUAUAAAUCUGCUAUUAUCAAGCACACGCACUCUUAAACCUACAUUGGUAUUCCCAGAGGAGCAGUAUUUCUCACCAUCAUGGCUUCAGUUUGGAAAAGACUGCAGCGUGUUGGAAAACAUGCAUCUAAGUUCCAGUUUGUGGCCUCUUACCAGGAGUUGAUGGUUGAGUGCACCAAAAAAUGGCAGCCAGAUAAACUGGUGGUCGUCUGGACAAGAAGAAGCCGAAGAAAAUCCUCUAAGGCUCAUAGCUGGCAGCCUGGAAUCAAGAAUCCCUACCGCGGGGUGGUGGUAUGGCCUGUUCCUGAAAAUGUUGAAAUUACUGUGACUCUUUUUAAGGAUCCCCACGCUGAAGAGUUUGAAGACAAAGAAUGGACGUUUGUCAUAGAGAAUGAAUCUCCUUCUGGUCGCAGAAAAGCACUUGCCACCAGCAGCAUCAACAUGAAGCAAUAUGCAAGCCCCAUGCCUACCCAGACAGACGUCAAGUUAAAAUUCAAACCUUUGUCUAAGAAAGUUGUAUCUGCAACACUACAGUUCUCUUUAUCUUGUAUUUUCCUGAGGGAAGGAAAAGCCACGGAUGAAGAUAUGCAAAGCCUGGCUAGUUUGAUGAGCAUGAAACAAGCUGAUAUUGGAAAUCUAGAUGAUUUUGAGGAAGACAAUGAAGAAGAUGAAGAAAAUAGAGUUAAUCAAGAGGAAAAGGCUGCAAAAAUUACAGAGCUUAUCAAUAAGCUUAACUUUCUGGAUGAAGAGGAGCAUGACCUGGCCAACUCUAGUACAAACCCUUUCGGAGAUCCUGACACAGCAGAAUUAAAUCCGUUUGGAGACCCUGAUGUAGAAGAGCGGGACACUGAAAUAGCUUCAUCUUCAAAGCCAGAAGAAAGUUUCUGUGUUGAUAAUUACAAUCCCUUCAAGGAUGAAGAUGCCCCAGAGUACUUGAACCCAUUUGAUGAGCCAGAUCCUGAGCCUGUAACGUUUGUAACUGUAAGAGGUUCUCCUCCACAACCUGCAAAAAGGAAGAAUGUCAGACCUGUGGAUAUGAGCAAAUACCUCUAUGCAGAUACCUCUAAAGCUGAAGAGGAAGAGCUAGAUGAAUCAAAUCCAUUUUAUGAACCAAAAUCAAGCCCUGCUUUAUUUAAAGUUGCUCCGUUGCAAGAACCAGAGAAGAAGAUGAAAAGAAAGGCUCCUGAACCACCAAACCUCUUGCCAAAGACAGAGACAGGCAUGAGUGAGAACACAUCAGCUAUUCCUGCAUCGAGAGAGCUUUCUUCUUCUCCUAAGCCAAGCCCUAUACCAAGUCCUGUCUUGGGGAGGAAGCCAAAUGCUAGUCAGUCACUGCUUGUGUGGUGCAAAGAAGUUACAAAAAACUAUAGGGGAGUGAAAAUCACCAAUUUUACUACAUCAUGGAGAAACGGUUUAUCCUUUUGUGCAAUAUUACAUCAUUUUAGACCAGACCUAAUUGACUACAAGUCCCUGAAUCCUCAAGAUAUUAAAGAGAACAACAAAAAGGCAUACGAUGGGUUUGCCAGUUUAGGAAUAUCACGAUUGCUGGAACCUUCUGACAUGGUUUUGUUAGCAAUACCUGACAAGCUGACUGUUAUGACCUAUCUCUAUCAAAUAAGGGCACAUUUCUGCGGCCAGGAAUUAAAUGUGGUUCAAAUAGAGGAGAACAGUAGUAAAAGCACAUAUAAAGUGGGUAACUAUGAAACGGACACAAACAGUUCUGUUGACCAGGAAAAAUUCUACGCAGAGCUGAACGACCUGAACCGGGAGCCUGGGUUGCAUCCACCAGACAGCGCUUUGGCAGACUUUGCUUCCCAAGAUGACUCCGUGUUUGUAAAUGACAGUGGUGUUGGUGAAUCUGAGAGCGAGCAUCAGACUCCCGAUGACCAUUUAAGCCCAAGCACAGCUUCCCCUUCUUCUCGCAGGACUCGAAGUGACACAGAUGCACAAAAAUCCCAGCAGAGUUCUGGAAGGACUUCUGCAUCUGAAGACGGGAAAUGUACCGAUACAACGCAAGCGCAGCCCACGCUGGGAAGGAAGAAACUGCUGAUAGCUGAUGCUUUAGACUUGAGUGACUUGGCACAUGUCAGUGAUCAAAAAGAGGAUGUGUCUCCCAUGGUUGCUUGUGAAGAUAAUGACAAAAGGAGACACCAGAGCUCAGACAGUACCAUUGGUUUCUCAGAGCAAGAAAAGCUGGGAUGUAUAGGAUCUACAGAGAGCACAAGAGCAGAUCCUGGUUCACCUGUCACAAAGCUGAGUUUAUCUCCUACUCAGCUUGGAUACCCCUAUAACAAGGAUAUGGAACUUGGGAAGAAAACACAUACUUCUCCAAGGCAAACAGAAUCUGAUUCUGACAAUGAUGCCAGAAGUGCUUUAAAUCAUGCAGAUCAAACUGCAAAAACAGCCCAGCAACGAAUGUUGUCAAGACAGGAAGAACUUAAAGAACGAGCAAGAGUUCUGCUUGAACAAGCAAGAAGAGAUGCAGCUCUAAAGGCAGGGAAUAAGCAGCUAACCAAUACGAUCGUCCCAGCCCGCAAUAAGCAACUGAAUGAUCAGCAAGAUGAAGAGCGGCGUCGGCAGCUGAGAGAGAGAGCUCGUCAGCUAAUAGCAGAAGCUCGAUCUGGAGUGAAGAUGUCAGAACUUCCUAGCUACAGUGAAAUGGCUGCAGAAAAGUUGAAAGAAAGGUCAAAGACAUCUGGAGAUGAGGAUGAGGAUGAUGAUAAUAUUGAGAUAGAUACUAAUGAGGAGGUUCCUGAAUGCUCUGUCACUGGAGGUGGAGAUGAGCUUACUAACCUAGAAAAUGACCUUGAUUCAACGGCAGAACAAAACAGUAAGUUGGUGGAUUUGAAGCUGAAGAAGCUCCUAGAAACUCAGCCACAGGUGGCAAAUUCACUCUCCAGUGCUGCUCAGAAAGCUGUAACUGAGAGCUCAGAGCAAGACAUUAAGCAGAAUGGAACAGAGGAACAUCGUGCUGAGCGAUUACAAAAAGCAGCAGAACGGUUUAGAAAUCCCGUUGUGUUCAGCAAAGACUCUACCGUCAGAAAAACUCAGCUCCAGUCUUUCAGUCAAUACGUCGAGAGCAGACCAGAGAUGAAAAGGCAGAGAUCAAUACAGGAAGAUACAAAGAGAGGAAAUGAGGAGAAGGCUGCGAUAACUGAGACUCAGAGGAAGCCAUCAGAAGAUGAAGUGCUUAAUAAAGGGUUCAAAGACACCAGUCAGUAUGUUGUAGGAGAAUUGGCAGCACUAGAGAAUGAGCAAAAGCAAAUUGACACCCGUGCCGCGCUGGUGGAGAAGCGCCUUCGCUAUCUCAUGGACACAGGAAGAAACACAGAAGAAGAAGAAGCUAUGAUGCAGGAAUGGUUCAUGCUGGUUAAUAAGAAGAAUGCCUUAAUAAGACGGAUGAACCAGCUUUCUCUUCUGGAAAAAGAACAUGACCUAGAAAGGCGCUACGAACUGCUGAACCGGGAGCUAAGAGCAAUGCUUGCUAUUGAAGACUGGCAGAAGACCGAGGCGCAGAAAAGGCGAGAGCAGCUUUUGCUGGACGAACUCGUUAUUCUCGUUAACAAACGGGAUGCGCUGGUCAGGGACCUGGACGCCCAGGAGAAGCAGGCCGAGGAAGAGGACGAGCAUUUGGAGAGGACCCUCGAGCAAAACAAAGGCAAGAUGGCCAAGAAGGAAGAGAAAUGCGUCCUCCAGUGAGCGGCCUUCCCGCAGCGAUGGCGAAAUCGCAGCGCGGCUCUUUCUUACGUUUUUAAAAUGCCGACAUGAGACUGGGGAAAAAAAAAUGUUUUGGAAAAAAAAAAUUAAACUUUUUUCCAUUUUGUUAGGCCGGAUCUAGGCUGCGCCGGGCCCCUCUCCGUUGUUUUUUUGUUUCCAUUCAAGCGAACUCUCGUUGUACCGGGGUUUUCUUGUGGGCUCAGCUCUCCUGCCGAAAGGGUUUGAAAUGAAAGCGCCGAGACCCUGGGCGUGCGGGCGAUGUCGGAGAUGUGCGGAAGGAGCAGAAGAAAUAAAGUCUGUCCUGGUUUCUGUAGCUAGAGGAGGGCUGAGUUUUGAAAUAAAUACGUUUUUGUCGUAAUAGGAUUAGAGAGGGGGGAUGUAGGAGGAAAAAAAAUCAUUGGGAAUGGUUUCAUCGAGUCCUGCCAUAUGUAAUACUUAAUAAGCUACCUACAUUUUAUAGUUAGGUCAGAUCCACCCCAGUUAUUAUUAAAAAUGUGCUGUAUUUACCAGUGUUUUAUUUCAGCAGUUUUACAUUUCCCCGGGAGUAGAGCUGAGCUGCCCUGGUUUACCUGGGGGGUUUCUCCCCUGGAAUUAGCGCAAAGCCCAAGGAGCGGCUGCCGGCGGUGCUGAGCCCGGGGCAGAGCCUGGUACGGCCCGGCUCGGCUCGACCAGGGGCAGCGCGGCGCCUCCCCCCGCUCUCCCCACCCUCUCCCCCACCUUCCCCCCGUGUCCCCCGUGAUCCCGGGCCGCGCUGCCCCUCCGCGUUAUUUAUUGCGCCCGGGCCGCCUCCCCCACCCCCGCCGCCCCUGCGCGGAGACUCCCCCCUCCCGAGUUACCCCCCCGCCCCGCCCGUGUGUCCCCACGCGUGUCCCGCGCUUUCAUCGUCCCUUUGUGGAGCUCGUCUCGUUUAUUUAUUACAAUAUCUAGUCAUAUAUAAAAUUUUCAAUAAAAGCCGAAUCUUUCUUACCGUAA
Molecule: messenger RNA, 5475 nt
Organism: Calypte anna (Anna's hummingbird)
Lineage: Eukaryota; Metazoa; Chordata; Aves; Apodiformes; Trochilidae
Gene: EHBP1
Product: EH domain binding protein 1
Exons: 25
Coding region: 868-4485 (1205 amino acids)
Molecular function (GO): protein binding
Source: RefSeq, a predicted model, not a curated record